Molecule: messenger RNA, 12391 nt
Organism: Corvus hawaiiensis (hawaiian crow)
Lineage: Eukaryota; Metazoa; Chordata; Aves; Passeriformes; Corvidae
Product: hydrocephalus-inducing protein-like
Exons: 62
Coding region: 1-12084 (4027 amino acids)
Biological process (GO): axonemal central apparatus assembly; cilium movement
Cellular component (GO): axoneme
Source: RefSeq, a predicted model, not a curated record
AUGGAGAACUCACCUCAUUUCCGGCUGGCAGGCUCCAACGAUGCCUACCGCAGAGUGAGGCCAGGCGCACGUCACAUUGUGCGCAUCCAGUUCACCCCUGACGAGAACAAGGAUUAUUUCCACGAGCUCUCCUGCACCAGUGGAACGCAAAGUAUAGUUGUGCCAAUUCGGGCCAUUGGUGGCCGACCUAUCCUGGACUUCCCUGACCAGCUGGACUUCCCAGUCUGUAUAGUCAAAUGCAGCAGUGAGAAGAUUCUGCUGGUUCAAAACACUGGAAACCUGGAAGCUCAUUACGAGAUGAGCACACAGAGCCCUUUCUCCGUGGUUCCGGCCAGGGGAACUCUGGGCAUUGGCGAAACCAUGGAGGUGACAGUGAAAUAUCAGCCGCUGAGGACCGGUGACCAUGACGCACCCCUGGUAGUGUGCUACGGCAGAGGUGAAACUACCCAGACAAAGCUUCAUGGAGAAGCUGUAGAUCUCAACAUUGGGUUGAGCACAUACUCCGUGGAGCUUGAGAAGACUUACAUCACCAUGUCGUGCCACACAACCGUGGUCAUCAAAAACAGGAGUGACACCACAACCCACUUCCAGUGGAAGACUUAUCCUAAUGAGGAAGAAGAGAAUCGAAAGAAGACAAGGCUCAAUCAUUUGCAUGGUCUGGAGAAAGGGGUCUGGCUGGAAAAUUUACUGGCGGAGAAAAACGUAAUGGAGGAGCUGGGCACUUGUGAAGAUCGCACUGCCAUCCUGAGCAACAUGAUCGACGAGGAGAUGGCAAAGGUGCAACAAGACCCCAUGCUGUUCUCCGAUGACGUUUUUUUCAUUGAGCCACUGGAGGGAGAGAUCGGGCCAAAUUGUUCGGCCAAAAUCAAGGUGACCUUUAAACCCCAAGAAGUGCUAGAGUAUCGAAGUGUGGCUUACUGCAACAUCUCAGGCCAUGAGAUCAGGCUGCCCCUGAAGCUCAGAGGAGAAGGCAAAGGACUUGAGGUUGAACUCAGCUGUGAUACACUGAACCUUGGGAACGUUUAUGUCAACACAACCCAUGCCUAUGAGGUGGAUCUGAUUAACAAGAGCCUUAUUGAUGCUCCCUUCACCUUCGUGCCUCCAACCGCACAUGUGGCCAACUGCUUUGAGUUUGAGCCCAGGAAGGGCAUCAUUGCACCAGGCGAGAGACAGACUAUUCAGAUCUCCUUCAAAGCCACCCUAUUGGGGAUGUUUGAUGAAGAAUUCCAGUUCAGUGUGCCUGGAUCUCCUAUGCCUGCAGCCCUGAGAAUCAAGGGGUGCAUCGAUGGACCGAAUUUACACUUGGACGUCAAAGAGAUCAACUUUGGUGACAUCGCCUUUGGCCUUCCCUAUACCAAGAACUUUCGCCUCACUAACGCCUCCCCGGCAUCCCUGACGUUCAAGCUCCGCAUUCCAGACGAUGGUUCAGGGCCUGUUGUUAGCUGCUAUGAUCAAAUGCGCAACAAUACUGACCCAUCCUGGAGGAAGGGAAUUGAUUUCUCUGUGAAGCCAAAGGAGUUUACAAUGACUCCCAGCCAAGGGACCAUCCUCCCCCAGGGACACCAGGAUAUUGAGGUGACCCUGUGUUCCAACACCGUGAUGGAGUACUACCAGUAUAUCCUGGUGGACGUGGAGGGUAUUGGCGAGGGAGUGUUGGCACUGACCGUCAUGGGCAGAUGCAUCGUUCCUAAGCUGACAGCGUACCCCUACAUCCUGUGCUACGAUGAGUGCCAUCCGAAGGAGCCGUACGAGAGGAAGUUCCUCGUUGUGAAUAACAGCCACAUUCCUGGCUGCUACGGGCUUAUUGCCCAGAAAUGUGAGGAAGAUACUCCUGUGUUCUACUCCAGCUCCAAACCCUGUGGGAUAGUCCAGCCUUUCAGCGUAGCAGAGAUUCCAGUUACAAUCGAAGCCCAAAAAUUGGGCAAGUAUGACACCAAUGUCCUUAUUGGCGUGUUCGGGGAUGAAGGAAACCCGCUGAGGCAGGUUUUACGGAGCACUGGAACACGGGCAGACAUCUACCCAAGUCCAAGACUGAUAGAAGUUGGCAUGAUCGCGGCUCUACAUCGUAAUACACACACCUUUCACCUCGUCAAUGAGGGUUUAGUCGCUGCAGACUUCAGGAUGAAGAUCACUCGCAAACCCAACAUCUUCACUAUUGAUCCCAGUGAAGGAGCGAUAUCCCCUAGGUCUGAGAUUCUUGUGACUGUCACAGCAAUCCUGAAUGACACCGGGCUUUUUGCUGAUGAGGUGGAGCUGUUCAUUGGGGACAGCCUUUUGACCACCUUCACGAUCAUGGCCUGGGGUAUUGGCACCACCAUAGUCGCCGACAAACCAUUCGCUCCGGAGAUCAACUUGGGAUACCAAUUCAGCCUCAUUCCCUGCUUUCGUCAGUUCAAAUUCACAAACGCGGGCUACCAUUUCCAUCAGCUCUACUGGACCGUGAAAUGUUACAGCCCACCUGAGGAGGAGGCCCAGAGCCUCACAUCCGUCAGUAGCUCCGAGAACGAAGAGGAUUCCCAGAGCCCCAAACGUACCCCCUUGUUUCAGCUGCAGCCACGGUCAGUGGAGCUGCAGCCAGGCGAGUCAGCUGAAGUGGUGGUGCAAGGCUUCUCCAGCGUUCCGCAGGUGGUGCAGAAUUACGUGCUGUGUGAAGCCAUCAUUGGGGAAAGCACAACCGCACAGCCGAUAACAGCAACAGUCAUUACCUGCGAGUUUAUUCAUCCCUCUAUAGAAGUAUCAGCCAAAGAAUUCUUUUUCCGAGUGGAGAAGAAACCCAGCGAUGAGCUGACUUUGCAGUACCAGCCUUUGUCUUUAAAAAACACCUGUGCCCUGCCACUCGACCUUCUGCUGUACUUGGAGCAGCCAUUCAUGGUCUGCGAUGCAGACCAGCAGCCCCUCCCAUUUGGCCAGCCUGUGACAGUGGAUGUAGGAGAGACCAGUCAUCUCUACAUUGCAUUUGACCCAGCUUAUGAACUGGAUUUUCAUAGCUGGGAACAAGAGAAGGUUCUGAUGAUAGACAUGGUCAGAGGCCAUCCUUACAAGGAGUAUAUCACCCUUCGGGGAGAAGUCCACUUCCCGAAUCUCCUUAUCCAGCCCAACACCCUGGAGUUUGGCUGCAUCAAAGCUGGCACUGAAGAAGUGCUUUCUCUGGAGAUAACCAACAACAGCCUAUUUCCUGUCAAGUACCACUGGUCAUUCCAUGUGGACAGCCAGGUGAACAAGUUGAGAUGCACAGAGCUAUACUGCAAUCCCAUCCCAGUGGACCAGGCUUUCAAGAUCCUGCCACUGUCAGGUGAACUGCAGCCAGGAGAGAGCCAGCAGGUCACCUUCAGCUUCUUUGGCCACCUCAACAGCAUUGCCCGUGUCACGGCACUGUGCAAUGUGGAGGGAGGCCCCAGCUACGAUGUGGACCUGACCGGGGAGGCCUCACGCAUCAGCUACUUCCUGAGUGUCCAGGAGAUCAACUGCGGGAUCCAGAUGUUUAAUGAAAUUCAGCAUAGCAAGGUUGUCCUGGUGAACACAGGCAAGAUACCAUUCGACUGGGUGCUAAACCCCAGCACUGACACUGCAGACCAAGCUCUGGAUGGAGUGUUUACAGUCAAACCCAGCAGUGGUUCCAUUAGGCCUGGUGAGAGGAAAGAGCUGAAAUUCUCCUACCUGCCAGGAUUACCAGGAGCCUUCUGCAGGACUUAUGAACUCAAAGUGGCUGACAUGGACCCAGAAAAUAUCUGCCUGAAAGGAAAAGCGUCUUUUCCCAUUACCAGUAUCAACCUGCCCUGGAACAUCAAAGGAAAUGAAAACUAUGAUGAGGCACUGAAAGAGCUCAUAAAAUUCAUCCAGCAAUACAAGCAAAAAGAUAAAUCACUUGUUUGGGAGAAGGCUGAGACACUGAAGGCUGAGACCUUGAUGAUUCAGAACCUGAAGUCACACAUGCAUGGCUCUGGCACUGUAUGGGACACUUGGAUACAAAAAAAGCUGGUGAAGAAGCUGAUAAGGCAGGCUGCUCUGGAGCUGCAGAGAACUCACACCUCCCGUCGCCCAAAGACCAAGAAAUUGUUCCCUGACAAGGACCUGCGCCAGAAUCUUGUCAACAUUGACCUGCCUGAGUACAUCCUGGACAUGGGCGCUGUCCUUAAGGGCCACGUUGAGAAACGCACUGUGGAGAUCAGCAACCCCGGGUCGAUGGCAGUGUCCUUACAGGUCGAUCAAUCUGUCCUGCAGGACACAGGUUUCAGAGUGAACCUGGAGAAGGUGACGUACCUGCCCCAGAGAUGCGCCACGUCGUUUGAAGUGCGCUUUGAAAGUGCCUGCCAGCCACUGGGAGAAGUGGAUGUGGUGCUGCCCAUCACGGUAACAAAAGGCCCCACGCGUCACAUCCACCUCCGUGCCAAAGUGUUUGGACUGUCGCUCGACCUCUCCAAGAACCGAUUUCAGUUCCAUGAUACCAUCGUUGGGCAGUGCCAGGUUGAGACAGUCCGGCUCUACAACUGGUUCCGAGUGCCCUGUGAAUGGUUCAUUUCUGAGGUCAAGCCUGAGAAAAAACCCUUUUUACCGCCCAUACGUCCAAAGCUGAAGGACAGGCUGAAGGAGACUGAGGAGGAUCCCUGUCCUUUCAAAGUGAAGCCCUCCAGAGGAAUCAUUGGUCCAGGAAAGUGGCAGAACGUGGAAAUCCAGUUUGCACCCAAGGAAGAGAGGUCUUACAGGAAUGAGCUGAAGGUUAACAUUUGUGGGAGCAGCAAUUACUUAAAGCUGUACCUCUCGGGACAAGGUCUGGAGUCACGGUUGGAGUUCAGUCCCCCAGCACUAAAGAUGGGAUGGGUGCUGGUGGGCAGCAAUUGGUUGGAGGCCACAGUGGUGGUGAAGAACCCGUGCAAGUUCCCCAUUGAGUUUUACUCCCUGGAUUUUGAUGAGCAGUACCUUGAGGAGGAGAAGAUUCUGCGGACGGUGGUGGGGUCUAAGUACCCAAAGACCUUUUUGAUGCCUGCACGUGCUGUGGGUGAGACACUGCCCCCAGAGGUGCUGGAGGACUACAAAGCACGUGAGAAGCUGAAGGCUCAACAGGCAGAGCUCAAGGUCGGGGCUGAAGCCGAGGCCCAGGCCAUGGGCAAGGCAGCACCAGCAUGUCAAGGGACUGUCACAUUCUGCCCAGAGCCCUUGGUGAAAGCAGUCAGGGAUCCUAUCUCUCGGGCUGUCAUGUGCCACAUGGGCAUGGAGCCAUCUUCAGAUGAAGCACAGCAGUGCAGAGGGAUUGUUGUCAUCGUCCACGGGGCACCCCGGGCAGGAAAGUCAGCGGUAGCAGCGGCCCUGUGUCAGUAUUACAACGCGGAAUACUUGUCCAUAGACGCCGUGGUGAAAAAGGCCAUCACCGAUGGGAGCGAAGCUGGGCUCCGUGCCCGGGAGCUUUGCACCAAGGCUGCUGAGAAGCUGGAAGACAAAGACAAAAGGCAUGCUGGUAAAAAGUCUAAGCUCGCUGUUCAGACCAAGAAAAAACAAGAGGAAAAAAUAAAGGGGAACACCAAAGGCGAGAACCCUUCAGCACAAAAGAAGAAGAAGGCAGCCAGCACACCCAAGAAAAAGGACCCCAAGGUCACGGUUUCCACUGCUCCUGCGCCGCAGCCUCUGAACAUCAGCAGCAGCAGCGGGGAAGAGCUGAACUGCCUGAGCUGUGUGCUGCCCGAGGACCUGCUGGUGGACAUCCUCUCUGAGAGGCUGAAGCACAAAGACUGCUACAAGGGAGUGAUCUUUGACGGCUUGGAGAGCCUCUUUGCAAGCAGCCUGGAAUCUUCUCUGCUCUGUGUGCUCAAAGCCAUCAAGAAUCGUCGUCAUAUCUACAUUGUGAACCUGCAUCAGGAUUAUGCUUCUUGCAAAGCCACGGAGGAAGCUGAAAGACAGGAGGAAGAAUGGCAGCAGAAUGAAGCUCAUCAGAGUGAAGUGAAACGUCUCUUGGUGUUGGAUGACAACGAAGAUGAUGAGCAGAAUGAAGCUCAUCAGAGUAAAGUGAAACGUCUCUUCGUUUUGGAUGAUGACGAAGAUGAUGAGCAGAAUGAAGCUCAUCAGAGUGAAGUGAAACGUCUCUUGGUGUUGGAUGACGACGAAGAUGAUGAGCAGAAUGAAGCUCAUCAGAGUGAAGCGAAACGUCUCUUCGUUUUGGAUGACGACGAAGAUGAUGAGCAGAAUGAAGCUCAUCAGAGUGAAGUGAAACGUCUCUUGGUGUUGGAUGACGACGAAGAUGAUGAGCAGAAUGAAGCUCAUCAGAAUGAAGUGAAACGUCUCUUGGUAUUGGAUGACGACGAAGAUGAUGAGCAGAAUGAAGCUCAUCAGAAUGAAGUAAAACGUCUCUUGGUAUUGGAUGACGACGAAGAUGAUGAUCUCCCUGAGAAGAAAGCUGAAGCGGAUGGAGUAAUACUGGAAAGGAAGCAAAUACAGAGGGAGAGGGAGCUGAAGCAGCUGGCUCAAAAGCUUGAGGAGUCAAAAGACUUAGAGGAUGAAGAGAAGCUGGAGGAGGAAAAGGAGGAUGUCUCCUUGGUGAAGCAGCCUGCAAAACCACAGAAGGGGGAAACCAAACAUCCAGAGAAGGAAACCAAACAUCCAGAGAUGAUGGUAACCAAAACUCUAGAGAAGUGGAAAAACACAGCCCUAAGUAUGUGGGAAACCAUAAUCCCAGAGAAGGGGGAAACCAUAAUCCCAAAGAAGGAGGAAACCAAAUCCCCAAAGAAGGGGAAAGCCAAAAUCCCAGCUGAGAUGAAGAAGAACUUGAUCCUGAGGUUUCAGAUCUAUGAGUCAUCGCAGCAGAACGUCACACAGGUUUACUCCUGCUGGGACAGGGUUGAGGGUACCCUGCAGUUACCUGUGCUCCAAAAGGAAAACAAAUCCCAGCCUUCAGCUGAACAAAAAGAUCAGAUGAAGACUAGCAGACCUCAAGAGAAGGUGGAGAAGAAGCCUGCACAAAAAUAUGGAGGCCACAGUAGUCUUCAGUCAUCUCAGCUGGAGAGGCAAAGUGAAGUUGCAGAAGGGGCAGUCAGAGACAAGCAUGUUGGGGUGCCGUGCUUGGACAUCCAGGUCACAAAUAUGGACGACAUGCUUAACAAGAUCCUGAAGAGUGGGAGGCUGCCAACGGGAGACCAGAUGCUGAAACAUCUGGGACUGCAUCCCAACGGGCCUCCCCUUCCCCCUACUGCUGUUCUUUCCAUUGUCAACUACCCGGAGGAGCGGUCAGGCUCUGUGGAGUGCGUGAAGCCCUUCACCAUUGUUGCACCGGAAGGUGCUGCUGUGGAAGACGAUCUGGCCGAGACCCCAGAUGCAAAGGGCAGUUCUGCCGAGGGCCAACCAAAGACGGAUAAAGUGGCCAGCAAAGACAAGUCUCCAGAGGAGAACCAGAUCUCCACACAAAGUCCCCAGGAUCCCUCCACAAGACCCAAAAGUUCAUCAGAGGCAAAGAAAAGCAUGCUGCCAAGUGUCUCACUCCCCACAGAAUUCCUCAGGCUGAAGCGGUACCGGUGGAUAGUGCCUGCCAAGGGUGAGGUGGAACUGAAGGUCCGCUUCUGCCCCACAAAGUCGGGGAAGUUUCACCAGACACUGAGGUUUGAGCUUGUGGGAAUGAAGCACCUGUACAAGCUGCCCUGCAGCGGCACUGGCCUGUACCCCAGCAUCAGCCAGUACCCACGGCUGGUGUUUCCACAGUGGAGGGAGACCAUAGAGGAUGAUGAAAUCAUCUUCAAGGAAUAUGUUGAGAGCACAAAGCAAUUCCACUUUGGACCGCUGCUGUGUGGGAAAUCACGAGAAUGGUACAAGGCCCAGAACUUUCCUGGCAACUCGGAGAAUAUAACCAUCCUCAACAUCUCCCCCAUGGAAGUAGAGGUCCACUUCUCCUUUGGGAAUGAAAAGGGAGGAGAGACGUUCCUUUUGGACCCUCCCAGCAUGACCCUGCAACCAAAGGAGAAGCAGGAGCUGACCAUUUGGGCGUACCCCACUUCUUCUGGCUUCCUGGAAGACAAACUCAUCUGCUGCAUUGAGAAGAACCCCAACCCAGUGGUCUUCAGCCUGUGCUGCCAUGGGGUGCUCAUGAAGCUGGAGGUCAUCCCCCAGGAGCUGUCUUUUGACAAGUUGCUUCUGCACAGGACUGACAGCAGGACCCUGGUCCUGAAAAACAACGCCCUACUGCCCAUGGCCUGGCAGCUUAGUGGGCUGGAUGACCUUGUUGAGGACUUCUCCUUGUCACAAGAGAACGGCAUCAUUGAUCCCUGCUCAGAGUUGGAGGUGACACUGAAUUUCACUGCCAGGCAGAUUGGCAGCAUUGAGAAGACCCUCCGACUAGAGGUUUCAGAUACAGAAAACAUACUGGGGAUUGUUCAUGCUGAAAACAUCAAAAUCUCUGCAGAGGUCUCUAAUGUUUCUCUGAGCAUCGACAUGCCUGAAGGUCCAGAUGGAAGCUUGGAAUUUGGAACCAUUAAUGUCCUGGACAAUUUGACAAAAGUCCUGAGUCUGAAGAACAAAGGGUCAUAUGACAUGAAGUACAGUUUCACACUGAAAGGUGCAGGUCCCAGGAUGCGAGACUUGGUAUCUCACUUCAGUAUUGAACCUCAGUCGGGCAUGCUGAUUGCCUCCCAGCCUGGUGUGAAUGUGAAGAUGCUCUUCCACCCCACAACUGAAAUCCUCCUCAAGAACACACCCAUCCUAUACUGCCAGGUGAUAGAUGCCCGCUCGGGUGAAGGAGGCCAGAUUGUUGCCAACAUCCCAGUGAGGGUGUCGGCAGAAGCUGUGUACAGCAAGUACAGUAUUCAGCCUGCCUCGCCCAUCAACUUUGGUGCCAUAGUCAAGGGCACCAGGAAAACCCAGACUGUCAUACUGGAGAACAAAGGCAUGCUCAGCUUCAAAUUCCGCAUCCUCCAAGCACCCAAGGAUGCACCUGCAUUGCAAAGAGAAAGUUCAAAGCAAGGGGAAUCUGCUCUAUUGGCUCCAAAGCGCUCAGUGGGAAGGAGAUCAAGCGCUGUGACAGAGGGUCACCUCAGUCUUGGCACGUUCACGGUGUCCCCUUGCUCCGGCUCCAUCGCUCCGUGGGGCCAGCAGAAGAUCACAGUGGAGUGCUUCGCAGGGCAGGAGAGGACGUGUGAGGAGCACGUUUACUUUGACAUCACGAACAGAGACCCCAUGGACAAUCCCCUCGGCAUUCCCUUUACCCUGACUGCCGAGUCCUGCUUCCCAGCACUUGUUGAGGACGUCACAUUAAUCUUCAAGAAGUACCCGAUCUGCAGCAGCACCAACCUCAGCCACGAGCUGCAGUCAGUGAAAAGCAAGGGCCUGUUCAUCAGAGAUAAGAACAAAUUCAUCUUCUGCAACGUUCUGGUUGGGCAACAGGCAGAAGCUCAUUUCAACAUCUACAGUGCAAGCAGUCUCUCAUGUGACGUGGUCCUCUCCAUCAAACCCCUGCAUGGAAAGGAUAAAAGCCCUGUCAACAACAUUUUCAAGUUGCAUCCAGUCAGGCUGUCUGUUCCCGGCUCAUCCUAUGCCGUUGCUACGGUGACCUUCACCCCACAAGAGCAGCGGAACUACGACUGCACCUUCAAGGCUUCCCUUGUCGUCCCAAAAAGCCCCGUGAAAAUUAACCCCCAACACCUGACCUUCACCAUCAGUGGGAGGGGGCAUGAGCCACAGGUGACAGUCGUGUGCCCAAGUGCUCGCAGCCGGAGGGGAAAUGCUGUGCUGCGCUUCAAGAGGCUCCAGCUGGGGGAUUCAGAGGUGCUGCCCCUGGUCAUCCGUAACAAUGGCAUCAUACCUGUCCAGUUUAUGUUACAACUGGAGGAUGAGCAGGGAGUGUUCUUUUUGAAAGCCAGGAAAGCCACACUCGAGAGAUUCCACAGUGAAAAUGUGGAAGAGGACUCCAUUGAAAAUGUGAGCAAGUACCCAAAGAUGCCUUUCCUGCUUCUGCGUCAUGGGCAAGUGGCAGAGUUUGAUGUCAUUUUCAAACCCACCCUGGCUCAACGUCUGGAAGGGAGCAUACAUGUGUUACUGGGGAACAUCUACUCUAACAAGAUUCGAGUAGAGCUGGUGGGUGAAGGCCACAAGGAUGAAUUCACCCUCGAUGGACUAGAGGAAGACACAAAGGAGAGGAACGCUAAGAGCAGUGUGAAGAAAAACAUCAUUGAUGCUGUCAGAGUGAAUCACAUCCAGUUUGGGGACUGUCAUGUUGGAAAGCCCUACUGCAGGACCUUCACCAUCACCAACCGCACCCGUACGAAGGUCAUGUGCUUUGAGUGGGAGGCAGAUGCCCCAUUCCGGUUCUCCCCGAAGGUGGGGCACCUCCACCCUGGCUGUGCCAAGAGUAUCACAGUGACCUUGAAAUCAGAUGUCCCAGCCACCUUCAGGAGGCAUCUUGUGAAAUGUAAGGUGGCCGAGAUCAACUUUGAGCUGCCACAAACGAAGGUUGAGGACUGGGACGACGGAAUGCGUGUUGUCACAUGGAAGGAUACCACCAGGAAACUCCCAGGUGCCAGAUGGCCUGAAAAUGAGAAGGUGGUCGAGACGGUCCCAGAACUGGCUUACACUGUGGUGGAGGAGAGCAGCCGUGAGGCCGAGGUGUACCUCAGUGCCCUUGUUGCCUACGCCGAGUUCAAACUGAGCAGAGUCGUGGUUUGGUUCAACGAUACCUUCCCCUUCCAGUCAAGGACGGCCACUUUCACGAUGCACAACACAGGAAAGGUAGCCCUGGAAUACUCCUGGGUGGAAGGUGCAGAUAGUGAAGAAGCAGUGAAGAAGCCAUACUCGAAGACUCUGAUGCGCAAGUUCCUCUCCUCUGAUAUCAUAAGGCAUUGCAGAAAGCUGCUGCAUCGUUUCUGGAGGCAGCAGAAGCAUCCCUCUGAGGUGCUGGAGCAACAGCAGGAGCAACAGCGUCUUGCCAAGCUGCUUGCCAAGCAGAAUCAGGAUUCCGAGGAGCAGCAGCAGCAGGAUUCCAAGGAGCAGGAUUUCGAGGAGAAGCAGCAGCAGGAUUUUGAGGAGCAGCAGCAGGAUCCCAAGGAGGAGGAUUCCAAAAAGGAAGAUUUCAAGGAUUUCGAGGAGCAGGAUUUUGAAGAGGAGGAGCAGGAUUUUGAAGAGGAGGAGCAGGAUUCCGAGGAGCAACAACAGGAUCCCGAGGAGGAGGAUUCCAAAAAGGAAGAUUUCGAGGAUUCCAAGGAGCAGGAUUUUGAAGAGGAGGAGCAGGAUUCCGAGGAGCAACAACAGGAUCCCGAGGAGGAGGAUUCCAAAAAGGAAGAUUUCGAGGAUUCCGAGGAGCAGGAUUUUGAAGAGGAGGAACAGGAUUCCGAAGAGCAACAACAGGAUCCCGAAGAGGAGGAUUCCAAAAAGGAAGAUUUCGAGGAUUCCAAGGAGCAGGAUUUUGAAGAGGAGGAGCAGGAUUCUGAAGAGCAACAACAGGAUCCCGAGGAGGAGGAUUCCAAAAAGGAAGAUUUCGAGGAUUCGGAGGAGCAGGAUUUUGAAGAGGAGGAGCAGGAUUCCGAAGAGCAACAACAGGAUCCCGAGGAGGAGGAUUCCAAAAAAGAAGAUUUCGAGGAUUCCGAGGAGCAGGAUUUCAAGGAGGAGGAGCAGAAUUUCAAGGAGCAGCAGCAGGAUCCUGAGGAGGAGGAUUCCAAAAAGGAAGAUUUUGAGGAGGAAGAGGAGCAGGAUUUUGAGGAGCAGCAUCAGGAUCCCGAGGAGGAGGAUUCCAAAAAGGAAGAUCUUGAGGAGGAGGAGCACUAUUUCCAGGAACAGCAGCAGCCUUCCAAGCAGCAGCAGAAGCUACGCCUCUCGAGGCAAAAGCACCUCUCUCUGCAGCAUGCUGGUUCCUCUCUGCAAGUCUUCCCAGAUGUCGUCCAUGACCUAUUCUCCAUCAACCCUUCCCAGGGCACCAUCGCUCCUGGCCACAAGCAGACCUUUCACGUGCGGUUCUCCCCGGAGUGCACAGGGAAGUUUAAGACCAUCAUGCAGUGCAGGAUUCCUAACCUGAAGCCAACUCAGAAGAAAGCACGCGUGAUUGUGAAAGGCAAAGCCCAGGAGCAAACAGAGAAAAGCCAAAGACCCAAGAAGCAGGUCCACUGGAAACCAACACCUCAGUGACAGCAUUUGUGCAGCUGGAGCAUCUGGAAGGAGCCGGCAGCAUCAUGGCUUAUGCUGCUGAUGGUCUCCCACUCUUCACCAGAGACCACUGCAGCCACCCUUCCAAGCUCCAGUGAAGAACUCUUUUUGCUUUCAACUACCUAUUUAUGACUUCUUCAAUAUAUUGUUAAUAAACUGUUAAAGCAUCAAAUUAACUGUCAGCUUGUCUUGGUUUGAAAGACAGGUCUCUCUGAGACCUCCCUGCAAUGCAGAACGUGACCCCCUUCCCUCCAAAUCAUUACAACUUUGAAAUUAAGAGGCUUUCAGG